UAUUUAACACCAAGCUGAAAUCGAACCGUUCUACUUGAUUCAACGGUAUCGAGUCUAGUUUAUCAUUGAUUCGGAAUAAUUUUCGUUCGUUUUCCGCAGUUGAACGUGUUGUACGAUUCAUGGUUAGUUUAGUAUGUUGCAAAGCAUGACCUGGGAACAUCUAGAACGUGGCAGUUCACCAGUGGAUUGGUGCGAGGGAAACUAUCUAGUUUCGCCAGACAUUGCCGAGUUUGUGAAUACGAUUAGCAACGUAUUGUUUCUUCUUGGCCCACCGUUCCUUAUCUACCUGUUUAAAGACUACGGGAAGUUCAUACAACCGGCCAUCCAUCUGAUCUGGGUCCUGUUGAUUGUGGUCGGCCUUUCGUCGGCAUACUUCCACGCGACACUCAGUUUACUUGGCCAGCUACUCGAUGAGUUGACCAUUUUGUGGGUGUUUAUGGCCACCCUAAGCCUGUUCUGUCCGAGGCGACAUUUUCCGAGAAUCUUCAAAGGAUCUAGGAAACGGUUCUGCUUAUCGAUGUCGAUAUUUUCCAUCGCUGCCACAGCUCUCUCGUUUUGCCAUCCUGCCAUAAAUGCGUUUGCACUCAUGUUUUUGGCCAUACCAGCAACGUACCUUUUGUAUAAGGAAUUGAAAAUUGUCAAGGAUGAGCGCGUGUACCGUUUGGGUGUUCGUAACACAACGAUCCUGAUAGCUGCCAUCGUAUGCUGGAUCAACGAUCGUAUGUUCUGCGAUACCUGGUCGUCGAUGAACUUCCCGUAUCUGCACGGAUUUUGGCAUAUUCUCAUUUUCAUCUCCGCUUAUCCGGCAUGCGUUCUGUUUGCUUUCUUUUUCGUCAACGACGAACGCCCCGAAAGCCGACCGACGCUGAAGUACUGGCCACGGAACGAUUUUGAGCUGGGAAUUCCGUACGUGUCCAUUAACUAUGCUAAAAAGUUUGAUGACGAUGAAAUUUAAAUCGUCGUCAACAUAUUUGCAAGCCAAAUCAUUACUUUCUUGUGAGGAACAGGGGAAUUACAUAUUUGUCCACACUGCAAACGAAAGGUAUUUGAAUCUCGUAUAUUUACCAAAAAACCACAGAACGCUUACAGGGAGGGGAUGCACUAUAUAUAGAUUGCACGCUGAUUUUAAUCAAAUAGUGAGAGAAAUAUCGUUUGAUAAUCGACCCAGUAGAGCCAAUCAAACAUGUCAGCAUAAGAAAGAUUUUUCUCAAGUUAAUGUAAAUAUAGAAGGCUUACCAGGGUUAUUUGCAAAACAGUGAGUGAUACUAGUAAUAUGGUUUUAUUUGCAAGCAAUAGCGAAGUGAUAGAAUUUCGCUCAUCAGAACCUACUUUCAGGUGCAUAGAUUUGUCGAUUACUAUUUAACAGUUUUAAUAAAAUAUUCAAAACAGCAAUAUUCUCUGC
Messenger RNA from Anopheles coustani, 1402 nucleotides. It is a transcript of the gene bwa, whose product is annotated as alkaline ceramidase. Gene Ontology annotation, cellular component: membrane. Gene Ontology annotation, molecular function: hydrolase activity, acting on carbon-nitrogen (but not peptide) bonds, in linear amides. The record is from RefSeq and is a predicted model, not a curated record. Gene Ontology annotation, biological process: ceramide metabolic process. The transcript is spliced from 4 exons. Bases 134 to 955 code for a protein of 273 amino acids. NCBI's taxonomy places the organism in Eukaryota, Metazoa, Arthropoda, Insecta, Diptera, Culicidae.